This is a messenger RNA of Gossypium raimondii (Peruvian cotton), 939 nucleotides long. RefSeq lists its product as uncharacterized. The coding region runs from base 1 to 939 and encodes 312 amino acids. The transcript has a single exon. The record is from RefSeq and is a predicted model, not a curated record. NCBI's taxonomy places the organism in Eukaryota, Viridiplantae, Streptophyta, Magnoliopsida, Malvales, Malvaceae.
AUGAAAUUGCCACCUAGCUUAGAGUCUAUUGAAGGUAGCAACAAGGUUUUCAAGCUCAACAAGUCUCUAUACGGGUUAAAACAAUCACCGAGAGCUUGGUUUGAGAGGUUCACUAAAGUCAUUCUUAAAAAUGGCUACAAGCAGUCCCUUGCCGAUCAUACAUUUUUCAUCAAGGUAACUUCUACAAAUAAGGAAGCUAUCCUAAUUGUGUAUGUGGAUGACAUAAUUCUUACUGGAGAUGAUAAGGAAAAGAUUACCAAUUUGAAGAAGUUGUUAAACAGGGAAUUCAAAACCAAUGACUUAGGAAAGCUAAGGUAUUUCCUAGGAAUGGAGGUGGCAAGAUCAAAAGAAGGACUUGUGAUCAAUCAAAGAAAGUAUGUACUUUAUUUACUUAAAGAAACUGGUUUUCUUGGUUGUAAGCUAGCUGAUACACCAAUGGAGGCAAACUUGAGAUUUAACAAAGAAGAUGGGUCUUUAGUAGACAGAGAGAAAUUUCAAAGAUUAGUUGGGAAACUAAUUUACUUAUCCUUGACGAGGCCAGAUAUAGCCUUUCCCGUAAAUGUGAUAAGUCAACACAUGACUAAUCCUACUGAAGAGCAUAUGGCAGUAGUAAAUAAAAUUCUCAAGUACUUGAAGAAAACUCCAAGACACGGCUUAAUGUUUAAUAAGACACAAGACAGAACUGUUAAGAUUUUUAUAGACUCUAGUUGGGCCGGAGAUCUCACUGAAAGAAGAUCCACUAGUGGCUACUGCACUUUUGUUUGGGGUAACCUUACAACUUGGAGAAGUAAAAAACAAUCUAUCGUUGCAAGAAGUAGUGCUGAAGCUGAAUUUAGAGCACUAGCUUUGGGAAUAUGCGAAGGAAUUUGGCUACUUAAAUUAUUAAAAGAACUUGGCGCUAAUCAGGAGGAUCACUUUGAAGUUUUGUGUGAUAAUUAA